AUAUAAACAAAUAUGAACAGCAUAUAAACAAGUGAAUGAAGAAAAAUAUUCAAGGCUGAUUUCUAAGAGAAUCCCAAGACUCAGAACAACAUGCAGAUCGCUUACAACACAAAGUUUCAGCAGAUGCUCUGUGUUUCCCUGUUAUUAGACAUCGCUAUAUUGUUCAUUGUUACAGGAGCGAUCAGUAAUUGCAAUCCUGACAAGUAUAAAAGCUCCAAUUUUGAGAUGAAUUUGGAGAUGGUUCUGAAUGAUCUUGUGAACCAUACAUCAACCUCAAAUGGUUUCAACACCUCUGUCUCCGGCCAAAAUCCAGACAAAGCUUUUGGACUUCUGCAAUGUAGGGGAGACACAACGGAGGAGGGAUGUCUCAGCUGCUCAAAAGAUGCAAUCUCCACCGCUCGCCAGGUUUGUGGAAAUGCCACUGGAAGUAGAUUUUGGCUGGAGCCGUGCUUCUUACGCUACGAGAAUUUUAACUUCGUCGGACAACUAAGUACCAACGGGACGUCUGCUUACAGUCCGGCGAAGGUUAAGGGUGACCCUGCUGGGUUUAGUAUGGCAGUUAAGGCACUUUUCACAAAUCUGUCAGACGCAGCCCUUAGAUCUUCUUAUCGAUAUGCUUCUGGACAAACAAUUGUUUCUUCGUUUUACCAGAUAUUUGCUAUUGUUCAGUGCUGGAGAGAUAUAAGUUCUGUUGAGGACUGCAACACAUGCUUAAAAGUUGCAAUUAGAAGGAUGUUAGAGGCAACAGAUGAUGGAACUCAUGAAGGAGGUUGGGGUUGCUUGGGAAGUUGCAUUGCUCAUUAUGAAAUUAGCCCAUUCUUUACUCCUGCACCUCCUCCACCACCUCCUCCCCUGCAAAUGCCUUCUCGGCCAUCUUUAACACCCAAGAAGUCUUCAAUCAAAAAACGUUUAGUUUGGGGUAUUGUGAGUAGCUUGUUCGUGAUUUUAAUUUUAUGUCUAUUUGCAAUCCGAAAAAAAUUGAAGUCUGCUAUAGUAUUAAGAAAACCAGCUAGCACAAGGAAAGAGAACCUAUAUGGAGAGGUAGACUCAACGAUUGAGCACGAAACAAUCUUCAAUUUGGAAAAUAUCAAGGCUGCAACUCGAAAUUUUCAUGAUGAUAACAAGCUUGGAGAGGGAGGAUUUGGCACAGUAUAUAAGGGCACAAUGUCAAAUGGAACACACAUAGCGGUAAAGAAACAUUCUGUACAAUCAUUGCAAGGAAAAGAGCAGUUUCUAAAUGAGGUUAAUUUGAUUGCAAAAAUUCAACAUCGUAAUCUUGUGAAUCUACUUGGAUGUUGCAUAGAGGGAUUAGAACGCUUGCUAGUUUACGAGUUCUUGCCUAAUAAUAGCCUUGACAAAAUACUCUUCUAUCCAGAGAAGAGUAAAACACUUGAUUGGUACAAGCGUUUAAAUAUUAUACUUGGAGUAGCUCGUGGGAUUCUAUACUUGCAUGAAGAUUCUCAGUUUCCCAUCAUUCAUCGGGACAUUAAAGCAAGCAAUAUCUUGCUUGAUGAGAAAAUGGAGCCAAAGAUAUCAGAUUUUGGCUUAGCUAGACUAUUUUGUCGAGAUGAUACUCAUGUUAACACAAGGGUUGCGGGAACAUUUGGGUAUAUGGCACCAGAGUAUGCUCUAGGAGGUCAACUAUCUACUAAAGCUGAUGUUUAUAGUUUUGGUGUUGUCGUUUUAGAAAUUAUAUGUGGGAGAAAGAACAUUGAUAAUAGCUUGUUCUUUGAAUUUCAAAGCCUACUAGAAUGGGUGUGGGGAUCUUAUAGGGAAGGAAAUACUAUCAAUGUGAUUGAUAAAGAUAUAUUAGAAAGUGUCUCUAGAGAGGAAGUUUCAAGAUGCAUUCAUGUGGGUCUUUUGUGUACACAAGCAAAUGCAUCACUUCGUCCACCAAUGUCCAAAGUAUAUGCAAUGCUUUCAAAUAAUUUUGUGGGCAGCUUACCAGAACCGACAAAGCCUGCCUAUGUAAGUGUUACACAAACAAAUACCCCAUCACUUACAUCUACAUCUAUAUCAACUUCUAUAAGGAUAGUCAUUCCUAGUUCAUCCACAACUCAUUUGGUAUAGCCAUCUAUCAAUGACACAUCGAUAUAAAAUUUGGGUCC
Messenger RNA from Cryptomeria japonica (Japanese cedar), 2108 nucleotides. RefSeq names its product cysteine-rich receptor-like protein kinase 10. Gene Ontology annotation, molecular function: protein kinase activity; ATP binding. The transcript has 7 exons. Bases 91 to 2070 code for a protein of 659 amino acids. Gene Ontology annotation, biological process: protein phosphorylation. NCBI's taxonomy places the organism in Eukaryota, Viridiplantae, Streptophyta, Pinopsida, Cupressales, Cupressaceae. The record is from RefSeq and is a predicted model, not a curated record.